UGUUCAACAUGGUGGGCAACUCUACUUUUGUUAUAUUUUUUAUUUGCUUUUUUAAUUAUUGCUUUGUUUUUAUUAUUGUAAUUUUUCUUCCACUUCCCUUUUUAUUUUUUUUUAAAAUUUGUUCUCGCGUUUGGUAUAUUGUUUUUUCAUUUUAUGUACUUUGUAGUAAUGUAGAAUAGAAUUUCGCGUUUUUUCCUUUUCACUUCAAUUUUACGUUUUUUCACAAUUAAGCCUUAUUAAUGUUUUAUUUUUCAGAUAUUUUAGAUAAUUUAUUAUUUACUUUAUUUUAAAUGCCUUCAAAAGAUAGAAUCAACCGGAGGAAACGACGACAGCGUCAUUCGGCUGAAGGUGAGUUUGGUAGUAGUGCAACUAAUAGUUGCGAGGUUGAUGGGGUUUCCGUUGAUGGUAGAUUAUUGAAUGUUAAUUCACCCGGGGUUACUUUUGGUGAUGGUAAUUUAGAUAGAGUUUCAGUGGUUGAUGGUGGUGAAUUACAUUCUGAAAAUGUUUUGUUUGAGAGUUCAUUGGUUGAUGGUUCUUUAGUUGAGAGUUCUUUGGUUGAUGGUUUUAGUGGUGGAAAUUCGGUGAUGGAAAGUUCUUUAGUGAAUGAUGUGUUAGAUGUGAGUUCUUUAGGUGAUGGGUUAUCUGUUGGUGAUAAUUGUAAUUUGAGUUUCGUUGCAGAUUUUGAUAGUUUAUCUGUUGCUUCCCAGAGUCUUUCAUUAUGUAGUGAUUUAUCUUAUGAAAAAUCAAAAGGAGGUAGACCAAAAAAGCGAAAAGGUGGGCCUGGGAAGUUAACACAAAUUUUAUGUUUGGUUUAG
This is a messenger RNA of Meloidogyne enterolobii, 815 nucleotides long. NCBI's taxonomy places the organism in Eukaryota, Metazoa, Nematoda, Chromadorea, Rhabditida, Meloidogynidae. The record is from the annotation of a GenBank genome assembly.